UAUAGCGGUCGGCAUCAGGCAAGAUUCAAAGGGAUCUUGGGCAGGCGAAGAAGACGGUGGAGCCGGAAAAUGCCCUAAAUCGACAAUUGACACAGUGGCCAGAAAUUCAACGGUCACUCACUUGAAGCUCUCGUUUGUUCUCCUCAACUUCUACCCGUUGCCCCGCUUAGUGUCCUUUAUAUAUUUAUACAUAUAUAUUUCAUUUCUUUUGAACCUGUCCCCUGACUCGAGCAAAAGGGAGAACAAAUCCUGCUUUACCACCGCCGCCGCCGCCAUGUGUGGAAUUCUCGCCGUGCUGGGUUGCUCCGAUACCUCCCUUGCCAAGAGGUCCCGAAUCAUCGAGCUUUCACGCAGGUUACGACACAGGGGCCCAGAUUGGAGUGGUAUACAUUGCUAUCAGGACUGCUAUCUUGCUCACCAAAGGUUGGCAAUUGUGGAUCCUACUUCGGGCGAUCAGCCUCUUUACAAUGAGGACAAGUCGAUUAUUGUCACGGUCAAUGGGGAGAUUUAUAAUCACGAGGAGCUGAGAACAAAGCUCGUGUCUCAUCAAUUCAGAACUGGCAGCGAUUGUGAAGUGAUUGCUCAUCUUUAUGAAGAUUAUGGGGAGGAUUUCGUGGACAUGUUGGAUGGAAUGUUCUCUUUUGUUCUCCUUGAUACUCGUGAUAAAAGCUUUAUUGCUGCGCGUGAUGCCAUAGGCAUCACUCCUUUGUACAUGGGUUGGGGUCUUGAUGGGUCAGUUUGGUUUGCUUCAGAAAUGAAAGCCUUAAGUGAUGAUUGCGAACGAUUUAUUUCUUUUCCUCCUGGUCAUAUAUAUUCUAGUAAAAAGGGAGGACUUCAAAGAUGGUAUAAUCCGCUUUGGUUUUCAGAGUGCAUACCAAAAACUACUUAUGAUCCAAUAGCUUUGCGACAAGCAUUUGAGGAGGUACAUGGUUUUUUCCUUUUCCCUUGUUACUUCUGCAUAGCAUAA
Molecule: messenger RNA, 967 nt
Organism: Dendrobium catenatum
Lineage: Eukaryota; Viridiplantae; Streptophyta; Magnoliopsida; Asparagales; Orchidaceae
Product: asparagine synthetase [glutamine-hydrolyzing] 2
Exons: 6
Coding region: 275-967 (230 amino acids)
Cellular component (GO): cytosol
Molecular function (GO): asparagine synthase (glutamine-hydrolyzing) activity
Source: RefSeq, a predicted model, not a curated record